AUGAUGGCCGAGGAGUACGAAGAGGUGCAAGCCAACAGCCCGUCCGAGGAGGUCAUCCUUGGCAUCCGCGAGGGUAGCAACCCGCUCAGCCCAACGCGCCGCAAGCAUCUCGCGCCGCUCGAUCCGCCGCCCAUGGUUCCGACCGCGGACACGCCUGGCUCGUCGCCCAAGGUGAGUGGCCGCCGGGACGAUGUGCGCUGGCGCGCCGGCUGGCAGCUCACGUACGAGACGCUCUACCUGACGAGCACGCGCCAUGGCCAGCGCAUCAACCUCGCCAUCAUGGUGCUAACGAUCGUGAGUGUCACGGUCGCCGUGCUCGACAGCGUCCGCUCGAUCCGCGAGUCGUUCGACAACACGCUGCUCUUCCUCGAGAUCCUCUUUACGCUUCUCUUCUCGGUCGAGUACGUUCUGCGCGUACUCUGCUUGCGCCAGCCGCGCGAGUACGCCAAGAGCCCGCUCGGCGUCGUGGACCUCGUCUCGAUCCUUCCGACGUACUUGGUCGUCUUCGUUCCGACAGCGCGCCCGCUCGUGCACCUUGCCGUGCUUCGCGUCUUUCGCAUCCUCCGGGUCUUUCGCAUCCUCAAGCUCGCGCGCUUCCUCGAAGCGGCGGCGACUUUGGCCGACAACAUCCACACCAACAAGCGCCGCAUCGCCGUCUUCCUCUGCGCAACCUUUACAAUGAUCCUUGUGAUCGGAUGCGCCAUGUAUCUCAUCGAAGGCGAGCGCCACGGCUACUCGAACAUCCCCGUGAGCAUGUACUGGACGGUGGUGACGCUCACGACCGUCGGGUACGGCGACAUUACGCCGCAGACGGUGCCCGGCAAGAUGCUCGCGACGCUCGUCAUGUUUUCGGGCUACGGCCUCAUCGCGUGCCCCCUCGUGCUCAACGCGACGCCGUCGACCGUCUCGCUCACCGACAUGGGCUUCCGUGUCCUGCACUGUCAAACGCCCAACUGCCGGCCGUUCAUGAACCUCCACCAGGACGACGCCAAGUUUUGCCGGCGCUGCGGCCACGAGCUCGCCGAGAGCUAA
This is a messenger RNA of Saprolegnia diclina VS20, 1032 nucleotides long. RefSeq lists its product as hypothetical. The transcript has 4 exons. The coding region runs from base 1 to 1032 and encodes 343 amino acids. The record is from RefSeq and is a predicted model, not a curated record. Gene Ontology annotation, molecular function: voltage-gated potassium channel activity. Gene Ontology annotation, biological process: potassium ion transmembrane transport. NCBI's taxonomy places the organism in Eukaryota, Oomycota, Saprolegniomycetes, Saprolegniales, Saprolegniaceae. Gene Ontology annotation, cellular component: membrane.